Messenger RNA from Parasteatoda tepidariorum (common house spider), 938 nucleotides. The record is from RefSeq and is a predicted model, not a curated record. Lineage: Eukaryota; Metazoa; Arthropoda; Arachnida; Araneae; Theridiidae.
GCAUAAAGGUUGCAGAUGUGCUCAAUUUCAGACUUCUUACGAAGAUCACAUCUUUCUGGAAUUUCUUCAAAUACUCUUUCCUUGAAUGAAAAACUGCAGAUAUGACCCUCAAUGAAUGAAGUAAAAUGAAAAAAUUCAUUCCGAGUUCUUUUUGGCCGGUUUCUUCUAAUCAAAGGAAACAGUUCGAAUGUUUAUGUCGUAUCCAUUCGAACAUUUCUUUCCAAUGAUUAACUUUUCUCGGUAGUAUAUUUUACAGUGAGUGGGACUGAUUUUUCUUCUUUGUUUCCCCUCAUUUAUCGAAAGAGGAGGAAUUUCAGUUGAGGAUUCAUUCUGUGUUUCUUGUGUCUGCACUAAUGGGUUUGGAUUCGUUUCCUUUCAACUUCGCAAUUAGUUUUAUAGUGUGUGUGUUUCUUUUUGUGCCAGUUUUGGGAGAAGAAGAAAAAGAUAGCGAAGAAACUGUUUCCAGUGUCCUUGGUAUCACCGGUAGUAAAGUAGCCUUACCAUGUAACAUCACCCCUCCUGUGACGGAUGACGCAGUUGCGCUCAUCUUAUGGUAUAAGGAUGAUAUUACAAAGCCCAUCUAUAGUGUUGAUGCAAGGAAAACGAACAUCGAACAAGCAAGACACGUGACAGGCGAUGCAGUUUCUAGUAGAGUUAGCCUCAGCCUUGAUGAUCACCCAUCAAUGCUGUACUUGGAAUAUUUAACAGAGGAAGAUGAAGGUGAAUAUCGAUGUAGAGUUGAUUUUCGGAGAUCGAGAAGUAGAAAUGCGAUCGUUUUUUUACAACUUGUAGUUCCACCCAAGAAACCAAUCAUAACUGAUCAUAAUGGGGAAAUUCUUGAGAGCUUAAUUGGACCAUAUAAUGAAGGCGAUAAUCUUCAUUUAAUUUGUGAAGCUGAAGAAGGUAAGCAUAUCUUGAAAUUUAUAGCUAACACCUAG